This is a messenger RNA of Medioppia subpectinata, 3738 nucleotides long. Lineage: Eukaryota; Metazoa; Arthropoda; Arachnida; Sarcoptiformes; Oppiidae. The record is from the annotation of a GenBank genome assembly.
ACCCAAAACUAUCCGGGCGAUUACCCCGUUGGCAGCAUUUUUCAUUGGCUACUGAACAGCGAUAACUCUAUGGGAAAUGAACCCAAAUGGACUAUGGCUUUGAUCACGUUUGAUGACAUUGAUCUGAACGUAUAUCAUAGCCUAUCGGUAAAUAACCAAUUGAUCAAGCGCAAAACUGGCAACAAACUCGAUCAAUUACCGGCCGAUAUGGUAGUACCACUACCAUUUAACAUCACGAUGGACACUUGUACUAUGUUCCCAUACGACCAUUUUGGUCAAACAAGUGCUCGGGGCAUAAAAGCCAGGGUAACUCCAGCUAAUUGUGGCGGCGCCUACACUGUUAAACUCGGCCAAGUGUUAACAAUUAAGGGCGUGACCACUGGUAGUCAAUUAGACGUCCGGUGCGUUUUGACAGUUACGGCUCAAGAUGACCCGGAUCAUUAUCCGUUUGAUCGGCAUUUAGUGCUUAUGUAUCCACCCUAUGCCACCCCGUGGGUUGUUUAUGACUCAAAUACGCUCCGGGAUGAUCGCAAAUUAAAACAUGAUCACGUAUGGAAUUAUUGGUAUACCACAUCGACAAAUACUAUGAUUGUUCUUCUAAACCACACCUAUAAUGGUCGUCUAUACGAGCCCACAUUAACCGUAAAGGCACAAGUUUGCGCAAAAAUGUGUGACAAUGGGCAACGUUGUUUAUUACCCAAUUUCCGGUGCAAUGGGGUCGACGAUUGUGGCGAUUGGUCCGAUGAAAGGAAUUGCAACCCUAUGCCCACGUGUCCGCCCAGAGUGACCAAUAGAGGUGGAUCAAUUGCUAAAGGCAAUGAGCAUUUGGGCACAGAUUGCAAUCCGGAUAAACCUCGUCCCACACUCAAUGCCCCGACCGGUAAACUCGCCAUUAAUAUCGCGCCCCACAAACUGGCCGGUCAUACCUGCGAGUGGCUCAUCAACGGGACCGGCGCGUGGGUACCGGCCAUAAUACACAUGGACAUUCAGGCCAUGACCUUGAAUAGCAGGGAUUUGCUCAGAGUCACUACUCGCGAUGGAAAAUCUGUGCUCUACGAACACUACGGUCAAUUGGAGCCAGGUGUAAUUCUAUUGCCUACCGGGCAUAAAGUGGUGAGAGUAACCUUGACCCUGUCAUCUGACCCCUGGGACCGCAAAUGGGACGUUGACUACAAUACUAAGGACCUGAGGGCACAACUGACCCGUAUUGACAGUCCGGGUCGGUAUGUGUUUCCAUAUUCGCACCGGGAUAUGAAAUUCCCGUCGACUGGCCUUGACUUUGAUUUGGUGUUUGAGAGCAGACAUGCGCAAUCUAAGCUACUGAUAAGUAUGGAACCUGGUCAUUUGAAUGGUGGUACAAUCAGAUUCUACCAGGUUGAGAAGUAUGGAAUGGAACAGUUGUUUGAUAGCAAUACUACUCGACCGGAGUUUUUGCUGUCGACGGGUCAACAGAUAGUGGUUAUGAUUAGAGGCUAUAGACGUGAGUCGACGAGUAGUGCGAACAUCAGGUUCAUGUACGAAGUGGUGGACUCGCAGUGCAGUCAAUACAAACAGAUAACCGAGACCCAAAAUGUCACCACUGUACUCCUGCCCGAUACCCAAGCGUUGCAAACAUUACACCAGUUUAAAUGUGUCAACAUUUACGAACACCAUGAUGUUUUGGCCAGAUUUGAGCUACAAUUAGACCAAUUUAAGGCGUUUAUAAACAGCGCCGACAUUAUGACCGUAUCGGACGGUCUGUCCCAACAGUGCCCUCCGCUCGCAGUCAUUGAACGUCAACUGCUGGACACGUAUUGGCGCACAAAGUAUUUGCAAUCGACAACAAACACCAUAACUGUAACGUAUGAGUCGAGACGUGUGGUCAACACUACUCGUAGCGAUGAUAAUUUAAUUGGCAUACAGACGGUGUAUCAUGGCAGCAAUUAUAAAUUUCCGAGUGAUGAACUGACAUAUCAGUUAAGAAUAAACAUGAACACAACAACACACAUACAGUCAAAUCCCGGUAUAUACACGUUUGAAACGGACAACGAUCACCAAUUAGUAUUGGAGCUAAACGCUUCGGUAAUCCUACCAGGCUCAUCCAAUCAGCCGCUAUUUGAUGUCUACAAUAACGUGGAUAGAGAUGUCAGCAAUCGUCACAAGUUAAUCACACUAUACUCGGGCUCAUACGGACCAUCAAUAAUACCGUCAAACACUAAUCAAUUGAAACUAGUGUUAAACCAAUGGGUCGACUAUCAGCUCGUUGUGCGCCGUGUGCUGAGGGAAGGCAAUUGUAACACUACCGCCGACUGGCAUUCAAUCACUGGUUUUAAUGUUAACACACAGUCACUUAAAAGAUGCUGGCUACUUAUGCCCGGUCGACCUGACCGGACAAACACGUCGGUAAUUUUGCGCUGGACCGAGAUCAAGCAUGCCACCCCUGACGAUUGGAUUACCUUGUAUAAAGGUUCCAUGUACCAAGGUCAAGGUUACGAGUCCAUCAUUGGGAUUAUCAAUAUUGGUCUCAUGACAAAUAUGCCCGAUGUAAUAUUGGCAGCUAAUGAAACGUACACGUUGCAAGUGUGGCGUUCUGACAAUGUCUACUCUGUACGCCCACUGCUGGUCACCCUAUCGGUCGAGUACACAAACCGGGAUGUGAUGGAUAAAAACAUUACGUUUAAUGAUCACGAGUUGACCGUAAACACCCCUAACCAUCCUGGCAAUUACCCAGUUGGCAGCAUUUUUAACUGGCAGAUGAAUGGUGAGAUUUCUACGGGAAAUGGACCAAAUUGGACUAUGGCCCUAAUCACUUUCAGUGACAUUGAACUGGCUGCGACGCAUAGUUUAUCGUUAAACAACCAACUGUACAACAGGAAUUAUGAGCCUGAUAAAAUGCCAGCCGAUAUGGUACUGCCACUACCAUUUAACAUCACGAUGGACACUCGUACUAUAGUGCCCCCAUACGAUCCCAUGUUGCCACCCUAUCAUGGUAGUAUUAGUGGACGUGGUAUAAAAGCCAGGAUAACUCCGGGCAAUUGCGGUGGCGCCUACAUUGUUAGACUCGGUCAGCAGAUAACAAUAAAGCCCGUGACAACCGGUAGCCAAUUAGACUACCGGUGCGUUCUUACCGUUACUGCUCAAAGGGACCCUGAUCAAUAUCCGUAUGACACAGAUCGGCAUUUGGUAAUUAAUUAUCUGGCGGAUAUACCUGCUUAUACCCGAUGGGAUGUGUAUGACUCGAAAACGCGCCGGGGUGAUCGGAAAUUCGUGAAAGGCAGAUGGGAUUAUUGGCAUUCAACAUCAACAAACACUAUGGUGAUUGUUCUAAACCACACCGAUGGUGGACUUAUUAACCAACCCACAUUUACCGUAAAGGCACGAGUGUGCGAGAAAAUGUGCGACAAUGACCAACGUUGUAUCUUGCCCAAUUUCCGGUGCGAUGGGGUCGACGAUUGUGGCGAUUGGUCCGAUGAAAGGGACUGCAACCCUAUGCCCACGUGUCCGCCCAGAGUGACUAAUAGAGGUGCGUGGAUUGGCUGGAUAGUGCUUGUUGGGAUGACCACCUUGCUAAUAUCCGGUGCGUUAGUUUGGGCUGUCGUACGGUAUGUCAGCCGUAAGCGUAAUGGCUAUGCGAUUCGCAUCGAGUAGAGUGUGAUUGAGAUAAAUGGAAAUUAAUUUUUUCUGUGACCAAACAAAUAUUGUUUUUGCUAAUUAUUCACUACAAUAAUAAUUAAUACAAUUUAGUUGUAUGCAACGCAC